Molecule: messenger RNA, 680 nt
Organism: Pseudopodoces humilis (Tibetan ground-tit)
Lineage: Eukaryota; Metazoa; Chordata; Aves; Passeriformes; Paridae
Source: RefSeq, a predicted model, not a curated record
GUGGCGCGGCCAUGGCGCCGGGCGGGGAGCGCUCGCCGCGGGGUGAGGGCUGCGCGGAGCCCCACGUCGACCGGAGGACGAGGAAGCCGCUGGUGGAGAAGAAGCGCCGGGCGCGCAUCAACGAGAGCCUGCGGGAGCUGCGGCUGCUGCUGGCCGACAGCGAGUUUCAGGCGAAGCUGGAGAACGCAGAGGUUCUGGAGCGGACGGUGCGGCGGGUGCGGGCCGUGCUGGAGCGCCGCGCCCGCGGGGGCGGGCGGCGGCUCCUGGAGGCCAGCGAGCGAUUCGCCGCCGGGUACAUCCAGUGCAUGCACGAGGUGCACACCUUCGUCUCCAGCUGCCCCGGCAUCGACGCCACCACGGCGGCCGAGCUGCUCAACCACCUGCUGGAGUCCAUGCCCCUCAGCGAGGGCGGCUGCCCGGACUCGAUCACGGACGUUUUGGGGGAGCCCGCGCUCGGCCCUUGGCCCGCCGGAGAGGCGCUGGCCCUGCCCGCCGGAGCCCGGCCGGGCCCGGCCCUGCCCGCCCCGGCGCUCUCGCCCUGCCCCAGCGAAGAGACCUGCUCCGACUCGGACGAGGCGGAGGCCGAGCCGGGCCAGACCUCCACGGACGGACUGGACGCGUCCCAGACGCAGGGCCUGGCCUCGCCCGGCUCGCCCAGAUCCAUGUGGAGACCCUGGUAA